AUCAAUCCACAGAAGAAGAAGAAAAUCAUCCAUAAUAUUGUACUAUUAUGUAUGUGAUCUAUUCAUUUCUGCUUAUUGAAAAGUAACUGACCUGUAUAGAUAAUCUUCAGUAAAUUUCUCUGAAUGAAACCAUAUUAUGUCUCGAAUUUGUAAGAAGAAACCUGCUGUGUGCACAGAUGAACCACUUUCCAACAGUAACAUCUGCCAAAAGAUGGCUCUAUUGAGAAAUAUACUCAGUACUGCCUAUGGACCUGCUGGUAGACUGAAACAAAUACAUAACAAUGUUGGAGGCCAUGUCUUGACAACUUCAACCUCUACAGCCCUGCUCAAACGAGUAGAUAUGUCUGAGCCACUUCUUAAAAUGAUCUCAACUGCUGUUCAACAUCACACCGCAUGUUACAGUGACUGUGGGCUGUUUUUGGGGAUUUUCACACUCAGACUUAUUGAAAAUACACAAAAUAAUGGCCUCAGGACAGCUGCAGCAGCCAAGGUAUACAAACACCUUGUGGAAGAAUGCAACAUGUAUCUUAAAGGAGACUCUUGUGGUUGUAAAGUGCCAGUAGACUUCAGCAACAGCGAUUCACUCAUUGCACUGGCUCGCAGCAUGAUCGCCAGCAAACCUGCCUGUAUGUUGAAUAGCAGGGAAACAAAGCAUAUCAGUUCACUGAUCGCACAGGCCUUCUUGUAUUCCAUCCAUUGCAACUCAUCCGGCGUGAGCUGCUUUGGAAGGACAGUCACCAUUGGCAUUGAGGGCCAAUCAGUGAGCGAUUCUUCGGUUUUCCCAGGACUGCUGGUGGAUGUCCCUGAGAUGCUUCAGCAUGCAGAUCUUGAGAGACUGGGAUCUGGUCCGUUUAAGGUGGUGCUUUUCAGCGUAUCACUGUCAGGGGAUAUCUCUGAGGUUGGAGAUGUAACUUUGGAGAUCCAUAGAGGAGUGGACCCAGAGCGUGAUCUCCUUCAGCAGCUCCUGAAGCUUGGGGAACAAGUUGUUAUGGACAAAGUGAACUUAUUUGCAUGCCAAAAAGUAGUACAUCCAAUUCUCCAGCACUACUUGAGGAAACAUGGAGUUGUUGUGAUAGAGAGGCUUGGACUAGCCCUUAUGGAACCAUUUGUCCAGUUAACAGGUGGUCAGGCUAUUGCUUCUCUUUGCUCUUCAGUCCCAGUGGAAGCUUACGGGAUGGUUAAAGAAUUCUGUUUGCAGUCAUGUGGAUCCAGAGAACUCUUCCAGCUCCUUCCUUCUAAAGAUGCUGCAGUUACCACCAUGGUUCUCUGCCACAGAAAUGAAACUAUGCUGGAAGAACUGAAGAUGACAUGCAAGAGAGCAGAACAUGUGUUGCGGCUGACUCUGAAGGAGCCCUACGCCCUGCUUGGAGGAGGCUGUACAGAGACACUGCUGGCCACCCACAUCACACACAUGAAUUGUUCCAAAGCCUCAACAAUAGCUCAGGCUCUGUGCAUCUCUCACUCUGAGUUCAUCAUGGCAGUCAAGGCAUUUUGCAGCUCUCUGCAAUCUGUGGCUCUUUCCUUAGAGCAUGAUGGACAGGACUGUCUCAUUGACCUGACAUAUGCUCAUCGCUGGGUCCCAGAUAUAUACUCCAAAACUUGUAGCUGUGGCCUUGUGGAGGACAGAUCCAACCUGGAGAAGACCCCUCUAAAUACAGCUUACCACACUUUCUCUCCUGUUUCCCUGGAAAACACUGACAGUCAGCCCAGAAUAUUAGAUUCAUUUUCUGCCAAACUCAAUGCUUUGAAUGUGGCGGUCGAGAUGGCUAAUUUUGUUCUUGAUGUAAAAUAUAUAAUUAAGGAUAUCAAUUGAAUUUUGAUGAACGAAGAGCUGUGCUUUUAGUAAAGGUUGUAGGUUUGAUGUAUUUUAUCAUCAGAUGUUGUUCUAAGACUUUUUCUUCAACAGAACUGAAUGUGGCAACAGUCAUGUUAAAUAUUCCUUACAUUAAACCACCAAAGCCAAAAUAUGAGGAACACAUGAGAGUUAAGAGACUGUCUCAUUUCUUAUAUGAUGCUGCAAGAGUCACA
Sinocyclocheilus grahami is the source of this 2028-nucleotide messenger RNA. RefSeq names its product MKKS centrosomal shuttling protein. The transcript has 4 exons. Gene Ontology annotation, cellular component: nucleus; kinociliary basal body; cytoplasm. NCBI's taxonomy places the organism in Eukaryota, Metazoa, Chordata, Actinopteri, Cypriniformes, Cyprinidae. Gene Ontology annotation, molecular function: ATP binding. Gene Ontology annotation, biological process: developmental process; protein folding; chaperone-mediated protein complex assembly. The record is from RefSeq and is a predicted model, not a curated record. The coding region runs from base 137 to 1813 and encodes 558 amino acids.